UAAACAAUCUGGAUGAACUUUGACUUGGUGUUCCUGUUCCGGGAUGGUCACCACUUUUGGAGCAAAGUCCAGGCUGUCCUACUCAAAGGCAAGCAGACAACAUUGUUACUGUGACAACAACACAUUGGAGCAGAAUGGACACAUCGACGUUGAUUAAGUCGGUCACCAAGCGGGUGUGGUCCGCGCCCCAGCGUCCGUUCAGGGUGCGCAGUCACAACAGGGAGGCCAAGAAGGGCAUCACGGCCGGGACUCUGGAGGAACUGAAAGAGAGGGUCUGCCGGGCGUUGUCGCUGGCAUCGCUGGCGUCCCUGGUCUGCGAGGAGGACGGGACUGAGGUGGACUCUGACGACUUUCUGGCGACUCUGCCCGACAACGCUGGGAUCGUGGCCUUGGAGCCCGGACAGACGUGGCGACCCCCAUCGGGCGCGGCUGUGGCCAGAUGUCAAGACAAGAUAAAGUCCAAGGCGGGAAAAGACAUCGCCAGCGUCACCUUGGACCUUUACAAAAUCAGCCCAAAGGAUUUGUUCGGCUCGCUGAGCGUGAAGGCCACUUUUCAAGGCCUGUACUCGGUGAGCGCCGACUUCCAGUGUCUGGGGCCCAAGAAAGUCCUCAGAGAAGCCCUCCGCAUCGCCUCCGCCCUCCUCAACGCCGCCGGUCACCUGCUCAUCACCUCCGCCUCCGUCAUCCGUCGCAUCAUUGAGGGCCCCGAGCUCUGGCAGACGCCACAGAGGGCUUAUCUAAAUUGAAUGAAUGUUAUCAUAUAAAAAAAAAAAAUUUG
Molecule: messenger RNA, 778 nt
Organism: Phyllopteryx taeniolatus (common seadragon)
Lineage: Eukaryota; Metazoa; Chordata; Actinopteri; Syngnathiformes; Syngnathidae
Gene: cideb
Product: cell death inducing DFFA like effector b
Exons: 5
Coding region: 135-746 (203 amino acids)
Biological process (GO): regulation of apoptotic process; apoptotic process
Source: RefSeq, a predicted model, not a curated record